This is a messenger RNA of Raphanus sativus (radish), 1002 nucleotides long. RefSeq lists its product as uncharacterized. The coding region runs from base 164 to 835 and encodes 223 amino acids. The transcript has 3 exons. The record is from RefSeq and is a predicted model, not a curated record. NCBI's taxonomy places the organism in Eukaryota, Viridiplantae, Streptophyta, Magnoliopsida, Brassicales, Brassicaceae.
UUAACUUGAGACUCUUUUUUCCUCGGUCUUAGAUGAUGUUGUCUCCAUCUAUAUAACUCUCUCUGCCUAACACUCCUCAUAACUCUCUCUCUCUGCUUUCUGCUAUGACUGCUGACGUAAGCUAUCUCACACACGGACACUAAGUAGGUACAACGACGAUCGGAUGACGGUAAAGGAUUCCUCCGGACCGAGAUCGUCAGUGGCGCUCAUGACUCGUGUUCUCCUCGGAACCGCCGGUUGUGGAGGAGGAGAUGAUCAUUCUCUGGAGCUUGACCUUGACCUGCAAGUCCCCAACGGCUGGGAAAAGCGUCUCGACCUGAAGUCAGGGAAAGUGUAUCUUCAACAAUGCAACUCAACGAGCUCCUCUACUCAUCUCCGUUGUUCAGACCAAUCCAACCAAACAGUUCCAAGGUUUCAGGAUUUAAAUUUUCCGCCGGUCUCAAAUAAAUCUCCGGCGAGACCAUUGUUAAGCCUCUUCGACGACACAAGUCUUGAACUCAAGCUAGUCCCUUCAUCAUCAUCACCUUUUUCUUCUUCUCUCUCUUUACCAUCGUCAAGUUCGAGUUUCCAGAGUGUUUGGACACUCGACAAGGUGAAGUCAGCUCUGGAGAGAGCGGGGAAAGAUUCAACCGGGGUGAUAAAGAAACGUAAAUUGCCAGAAGACGGCGUUUGCGAUUUAACGGCAGCAGUGUCGUGUCCGGUGGCGGUUGGAUGUCCAGGGUGUUUAUCGUAUGUAUUGGUGAUGAAGAACAAUCCGAAGUGCCCGAGGUGUCACUCGUUUGUUCCUUUGCCUGCCAUGAAAAAACCUAAAAUUGAUCUCAACAUAUCUAUUUGAUAUUUUUAAUUGUAGGUUCAAGUUCUGUAAAUCAUAGGUAAAUUAAGGGCUUAAUUGAUAAUAAAAAGGAUGUUAAUAAAAAGGCUCUGUUGAUCUUGUUUAAAGUCACUCUAAGAGUAUAUCUAAAAGAAACUCUGUAACUUAAAAUACUCCCUCUGUUUUUUAAA